AUGAUUCUCAUUAUUGGCGCUGGCAUGGCCGGCGUAACCCUCGCGCGCUACCUCCACUCCCACAACAUCCCCUUCCGCAUCUUCGACCAGCAAGCCCAUUUCAAAAACCAAGGCUUUGGCCUUACGCUCCGCUCAGACACUACUGCAAAGCUACUCCCGCUUCUCGGCCUAGAGGAAGACGACUUUGCCACUCGCGUGGCUGUGGAUCGCAAAACUGGCAAGACGAACACCUUCUUGGUCAACUUGACGACGGGCGAGAGAUUCGCGGCUGCGAGCUUCAAAGAGGGAGCGAGCACGCGAGAUUUUAGGACAAAUAGAGAGAGGUUGAGAGGUGUCAUUAUGGGGGAUGUGGCGGGGAGGGUGGAGUAUGGAUGCAAGCUGCGAUCGUUCAGUUCUACAACUUCCGGGGUACGUGCCGAGUUCGAGAACAGGAUGGUGGUUGAAGGUAGUGUCCUGGUCGCCGCUGAUGGAGUGCACUCACUCAUCCGCACACGCCUUCUUCCGCACUGCGUUCCGCAGGAUUGGGAUGGUGUCAUGAUCAACGGCAUGUGUCGUUUCUCGCUCCCGGAGUGGGAGGCGAAGAUCAGACCGCACAUCCAGGAUGCGGCGGUGUACCCCGGAUUCGGGGAUCAGAAGAUUCUCGCCCUCACCAUAUAUGACGCCAACUGGGACCCUGCGAUCGGUUACGUCGAUGUGUCUUGGGGUUUAUCCAGAAGGAGAAAGGAAGGUCAUGAUCCGCUAUUCGUGAGGUACGGGGACCGGUCGUUCGACAAGGUAAGUGCGCCAGAAGCGUUCUGGGACGAAAUCGAAGCGUUACCGCCGAAGGAUCUUGUGGAACCGUUUAGGACUGUCUACGAAGACGUGCGAGCGCGAGGUGACAGGACGAUUCACCAUCAGCUUGUCAGCAUGCUGAUUCCGAAAGAUAAUCUGCUCGCCAAGCUUCAGACGGACAAAGUUGUUUUCAUUGGCGAUGCGGUACAUGAUUGGUCCAAUCAUGCUGGCACAGCAGCAAAUGCGGCGAUGCAGGAUGCGCUAGCGUUAGGAGAGGUGCUGAAGGGGAAGAGAAGACUAGAGGAGUUCUAUGAGGAAAGAUAUCCGAGCUGGUUGGGGAGUUACGAAAAGAAUGGAGAGGAUUUCCAGACGUUGCAUCGGCCGAUGAGUGAAUGGAGGGCACUGCUAGAUGCGCAGAAGGCUGGUCGCGAUGACGAGGAGUUGAAGAAGGCUGCUGCUCCAGCUGCACAGCUAUAG
Colletotrichum gloeosporioides is the source of this 1248-nucleotide messenger RNA. RefSeq names its product FAD-dependent monooxygenase nscC. The coding region runs from base 1 to 1248 and encodes 415 amino acids. The transcript has a single exon. Gene Ontology annotation, molecular function: FAD binding. NCBI's taxonomy places the organism in Eukaryota, Fungi, Ascomycota, Sordariomycetes, Glomerellales, Glomerellaceae. The record is from RefSeq and is a predicted model, not a curated record.